Molecule: messenger RNA, 2943 nt
Organism: Mucor velutinosus
Lineage: Eukaryota; Fungi; Mucoromycota; Mucoromycetes; Mucorales; Mucoraceae
Product: Fe2OG dioxygenase domain-containing protein
Exons: 24
Coding region: 1-2943 (980 amino acids)
Biological process (GO): telomere maintenance via telomerase
Cellular component (GO): telomerase catalytic core complex
Molecular function (GO): telomeric repeat DNA binding; telomerase RNA binding
Source: RefSeq, a predicted model, not a curated record
AUGAUACCCAACUACUUUCACAGUAUCUUCAAGUCGGCUCAGACACUGCCAGAGUACUUUGGGUUGGAUUUUGAUGAGCUAGAUUUGUGCGCACAAGAUAAGAACGCCUUGAAUGAAUUAUCACAACAGAUACUAGUAGUCAUCAGCAACACAACUGGAAGUAUUUAUAAAAGUAAACUUGAUUUUACUCCAGGAAUAAACGGUGACACUAUGGAAGAUGUGCUGGCAGACAUUUGUGUCUAUAUUCUCUCAAACUGGAAGACUAGCAAUGUUAUCGCUACUGGAUGUUCAUUGGCACCCGAUAAGAGGUCCGUUCAGAUGAAGUUUCAUAACACCUUGUUGAGCCAAAUCAUAUCAAACAAAGCUUGGCAUAUACUAUUCACCUGUGUGAAUCGACAGGACUUUUGCAGUCUCUUUCUCAAGGCUGUUGUUCUGCAUAGACUCCCUCAAGGAGCCUAUUUUCAGCUUGCAGGUACUCCAUUAUUGCUCAAAGACGUUGCCCUGAAACCAAAGCCUAGUAAAUCAAUACAAAUGCCAGUGGAUCAGUACAUGUCUACCUUUCUAUUCGACAUUGCUUCCAACUACAAAAAUAUACCCAAAUACCUCGAUACUCUUUUGUUUUCUAAAAAGCGUCGGAAAUCUGCUUCAGAUAACCAACAUACAAAUAAAGCGCAGAAACUAUCUAGAAGACAAAAGAAGAAGCUUAAACAAGCCAACACUUCCACCAUGACGACAGCGCAUCAACCCAGCAAAAGAGCAGUUGCCAUUGACAGAUCACAGUUAUUUUAUAGCACCAAAAAUGCUGAUCUGUCGACGAGCAAUGCCAUGAUGAACUUGCCCAAAAACAACGUACUGAGGAUGGCCAAAACAACAAUACUGGAUGAUGAAUUUCUCAUGUAUUGCAUGUCCAAGAUAUUCCCUCGAGAAUUCAACAGUCGAAACAAGACAAAAAAGUUUCUCAAGAGAUGUCAAUCCGUGCAAAAUAUAGUCAAGGAGAUACAAACUAGACAUAAUAGAAUGCAUUGCUCACAAAUCCUGAAAAGACGAUGCCCGAAAAAGAUGCUGAUUGAUAAUAUCACCAGAGCAGCCACCCCACACUACGAGGUGUUUGAGUUCGUCAAGGAACUCAUCAGAAGGACAUUUCCAUUAGAGUUUUGGGGAUCGCAGCACAACCUAGACAUUAUCUACAGAGCCACCAAACACUUUAUAUCACGCCGCAGAUUUGAAAAGCUAUCCAUGACCGAGAUUAUGCAUGAAUUCAAGGUACUCGAUUGCAAAUGGUUGGCACCCUCUCAAAAGCAAAGAAUAGUUCCAACUGAUCUGCAAAAGAGAAAAGCGAUACUUCAGCAAGCAUUUUACUGGUUUUUCAACGACUUUAUAAUGCCUACACUCAAGUCUUUCUUCUACAUCACUGAACACAGCAAGCAUGGAAAAGAAGCCUUCUAUUAUCGCCGAGAUACAUGGCAUUCCAUCAUCGCGCCAAGCAUGGAAAAGCUGAUAGAAACGAAUUAUUUCAAAGAGAUGCGAGACACAGAAAUGGAUCUGGGCCUGGGUGCAGGAAAAAUUAGAUUCGUACCCAAAGAGAGAGGAUUGCGUAUGAUUACAAAUAUGAAAACUGCUACCAGACUUGUCUCAAGUACCACCGAUGAAAGUUUUCAAGAGCAAAAAGUGAAUCCUAACGCCAGAUUAGAAACAGCUUUGAAUGUGCUUCAUUAUGAAAUGGAACGCAAUUCAGACAUCAUGGGUAGCUCAGUAUUAGGUAGACAUUCCCUGUACAAAAGAUACAAAUCAUAUAUCAAAACUGUACUACCUACUACAUCCAAAUUUUACUUUGUCAAGGUCGAUAUCAGCAACUGCUUUGAUAACAUUGAUCAGUCAAGACUACUGGCCAUUUUAGAAGACAUUCUGAAAUCAGGUCAGUAUCUGUGUAAAAGUAUUGCGUCCGUUCGGCCAUUUGCAGGCAAGUUCCUUCAAAAAAGUCUUCAGUCGUACGGUUCAAGUGAUGAGGCAGCUAGUUUUAGUAAAUUUGGACGUAAAUCAAAAGAUAUUCGGCCUGGGUCUAUACUGGUUGAUCAGGGUUCGUAUACAUUUACUGAUACACAAGAGUUGUACUAUCUCUUGAAAGAGAAUAUAGCUUCAAGUGCUGUCAAGUUUGGUGAUAAAUAUUAUAAACGUCAACAUGGCAUUGCUCAAGGAUCUCGACUGUCAACACUUUUAUGCAGCUUCUUCUUUGGCAGGCUGGAGCAAGAGAAGCUCGCUUAUCUAAAAGAAGACAAGCAAGGGAUUCUGUUCUCCUACAUUGAUGAUUUCUUGUAUAUAACUAAAGACAAGAAUUAUGCUGUGCGAUUUCUGGAUACAAUGACUACUGAUCUAUCUGAUUUCAGAGUGUCCGUCAACAAGGAUAAAUGCGUAACAAACCUCUAUAAUGACAUGUCUGAAUUCUCGUGGAUUGGAAUGAUCUUUGACACCAAGACUUUAAAUGUCCAUAUUGACAAGUCAAAAAGGCAGAGAUCAGAUGUAGCAUCCUUCAUGACAGUAGAAUACAGUCGCAAGCCUUUCAAGGCACUACUCAACAGCGGCGUAAGAGCUAUCAAAUCCAAAUUUUAUGACAUAUUGAUGAACAGCGAAAUCAACUCCAAGCAAUCCAUCUCAAGGAACCUGUAUGACAACUUUGAAUUUGCGGCAUUAAAGAUAGAAUGCCAGGUAAAAGCCUUAUCAAACAGCAUCAUGGGGUUUGUCAACGAAAAGUGCCUUUUGAGCAUCGUUAUUCGGCUAGGACAAAUUGUGAUACCUUUGGCGCCUCAUGGCAUUAGCAAAUCUGAAAUUUUACAUUUACUAUUUCUAGCAUUUUAUAACGUAUUUCGAAGACGACAAUCUAAAUACCCUCAUCUAACCAUGUACUUAAAAGCUACAGCGAAAAGAUAUCACAGAUCCAUUAAAUAA